UCUUGGGCCUCCAGUUAAACAGCUUCAUUAACAGCAUAGAACAUCUCUCCCAGGCUGUUUUAGUUUUGGCAAAUGGUGCUGUCUAUGUGCUGAGUUUUACAGCCUGAAUGAUACUUUCAUCAUGGAAUCAGCUGUGCUAAGUUGAGAUGAUUGAUCCUUUCCUGUCCAUGGACCGGAGAAGAGUUACAAGGCAGAGCCAUGGUCCCUCUGCCCAGGGUGGUUCCAGUGCUUGGCCUAAGGCCUGGCCCAGGCUCUGUGGACUGUAAAGGCCAAGUCUACAUCUGGGGCAUCAAAGAGUGACUGCCGCACUAGCCUCCAGCAGAGACUCACUUCCUAGAACUAUGCAUGGAAUAUGGUCCUGCUCACACUGCCCACCAGCGGGGUGUUUUCUGAAAGUCCUCUCCACCCUCUAUGACUGCAUGUGGGUAUUGGCGUAUUGGCUAUUGAACAAGAAGUGGACGUCUCACACAGGCCAGCAUGUUAUGAAGCUUGGCAAAACCCUUGAGGAGUUAUCAGCUGAGCACUUUGGCCUUUGGGCAGGACUGAAGAGUUUUGUCUAAAGAUGAAAGCCUGCCUUGCCAUGUCACUCCACAAGAGAGUGACAUCUUACAGAUGAAUGGAGAGUUUACUGGAGGCCGUGGAGUGUCAAUAUGACAACCCACCACCGUCAAAAAUAAGGAAGAGCUUGGACACCCUCCUAUCAAAGGAGAAUGUCAAUUCAAGAGGGUCUGGUGUGGCUGCACACUAGAAAAUAGUGGCUUAAAAUAGUGAAACAGCUAAAUGCUUGCCCAAAAGAUUUGGGGGGGGGCGGGGGAUGCGAGGGCCUCUGUGUAUAGCAGGAUUCUAAUUCUUGGUAGUCUGGACACCUAUGUGUGUAAGCAAUUCUGGGUAGAUACAGAUUUUUACAGAUUCCUUGCACUGAUUACAUACAUACAUAUACAUACAUAAUAUAUCAUUAUAAGUAUGUGUGUAUGUGUUUGUGUGUGUGUGCACGUGCAUGCACGUGUGUUGCUGAGGACUGAACCCAGGGCAAGACAUGGGUUCUACCACAGAGUUAUACCCCUAGUCCUCAUUUAUAUUUAACCACACUAUCUACAAGCUAUAUCAAGUCUGCAGAAUGGCGUGCAAAUACAAAUGCUUCAAGUGCAUCCCUAAAAUCAGCUGCCCUACAUAACAGCUUGCACUUAGAAGCAUCCAAUUCAUUCUUCAUCAACUGCACUGAGCUGAACUAGUCUGACCUGUUUUUAUAUUCUCCAAAUAAAAUGGGUAAGAAUGUUUUCUGGUCAUUCACAGCAGAGUUGACUUUCCAAUCUUUGUUAGGCUCUUCUUCUUUGUCUAAUCCUAACAGUUAUUGUAUUUCUUUUCACCACUUGAUUUUGCAGGAGGGUGGAGCUUCUUGGGGUUGGGAAAGUUUCAAGGCUAUGAAUCAUGUUGCUGAAGGCAGGCAGAACUUCCAAGUCACGCUAUUUAUUGAAUGCAGAAGAUGCUAUUAUUCAUGGCAGAGUGAACUGAGCAUCAGUCAGAAAACGUUCCUGUUUGCAGACUACAAACCCAAGAGAGCCAGGAUGGGCACUGCCGGAAAAGUUAUUAAGUGCAAAGCAGCUGUCCUAUGGGGAAUGAACCAGCCCUUCUCCAUUGAGGACAUAGAAGUGGCCCCACCAAAGGCUAAGGAAGUUCGUGUUAAGAUCUUGGCCACAGGAAUCUGUCGCACAGAUGACCACGUGAUAAAAGGAGCAAUGGUGUCCAAGUUUCCAGUGAUUGUGGGACAUGAGGCAGUUGGGGUUGUAGAGAGCAUCGGAGAAGGGGUCACUACAGUGAGACCAGGUGACAAAGUCAUCCCUCUCUUUCUACCACAGUGUAGAGAGUGCAAUGCCUGCUGUAACCCCGAGGGCAAUCUCUGCAUUAGAAGCGAUCUGACCGGCCGCGGAGUACUGGCCGAUGGCACUACCAGAUUCACGUGCAAGGGCAAACCGGUCCAGCACUUCAUGAACACUAGCACCUUCUCUGAGUACACGGUGCUGGAUGAGUCUUCCGUAGCUAAGAUCGAUGGCGCAGCUGCUCCUGAGAAAGCCUGCCUCAUUGGCUGUGGGUUUUCCACUGGUUAUGGAGCUGCUGUUAAAACCGCCAAGGUCACCCCUGGCUCCACUUGCGUUGUGUUUGGCCUGGGAGGAGUAGGCCUGUCAGUCAUCAUGGGCUGUAAGGCCGCGGGUGCCUCCAGGAUCAUUGGAGUUGACAUCAACAAAGACAAAUUCCAGAAGGCUCUGGCUGUAGGAGCCACAGAGUGUAUCAGUCCCAAGGACUCCCCCAAGCCCAUCAGUGAGGUGCUAUCAGACAUGACAGGCAACACCGUGCAGUAUACCUUUGAAGUUAUCGGGCGCCUUGAAACCAUGGUUGAUGCCCUCUCAUCUUGCCAUAUGAACUAUGGAACCAGUGUGGUCGUUGGUGCUCCUCCGUCAGCCAAGAUGCUCACUUAUGACCCAAUGCUGCUCUUCACUGGGCGUACAUGGAAGGGCUGCGUCUUUGGAGGUUGGAAGAGCAGAGAUGAUGUACCUAAACUGGUGACUGAGCUCCUGGAAAAGAAAUUUGACCUGGACCAGUUGAUAACCCACACCUUGCCUUUUAAAAACAUCAAUGAAGGGUUUGAAUUGCUUUAUUCAGGGCAAAGCAUUCGGACUGUCCUGACAUUCUGAGAUCUGGAGAGGUGGAUGUUCUGUGCUGGGUGACGGCAACCCGAAGCCUUCUUCCUGGCAGUGCUCACUGAGAUCAUGAGUCUGUCUCAGAAAUACAUGCAGAAGUAGAUUUGGUGAAGAUGUAGAAGCUUUAUCAAGUUUUAUAAACCUUUAUUUUAGUUUAGUAAGUGCCUGGGACUAGCAGGGGACUCAAUAGAAACGUUAAGUGCUUUAAUUUGUGUUUCCUAAGGCUAUAAUAUUUUUACAAACAUAUACUUGGAUUUCUAUUUGCUAGAACAGGGAUUGUUCGCAGAAUUUUACAUGGUCGCUGUGACGUAAAGUAGAUGCAGCAUGUAGAGAUGUGGUACAUGCACAUUUAGAGAAAUACCCUCAAACACGCUACAACUCCUCAUUCUGUUGUUUAACAGAAACACUUUUAAAAUGUGUUAUAAAUUAACUUGAAAUACAUUGUGAAAUUGCACGCAUUACUUGAUUAGAUUAAGAAAAAAAUUGGGAAACUUAAGGGAAGGGCACAUUUUUCAAUGAUUAACUCUAAAAUUAUCAUUAUGUAACUUUGUGACAUUCAAAAGGCACAACAGUGCUGGGACUAUUUGUCUGUGUAUAUUAAUAUUUUAUAAGACAAAAAAAAUUUAGAAUAGCCAUUACAUAUGAACCAUAGCUAUAAUAACAUUGUGAUAUUUACCACAAUAUUCAGUUUAAUAAAGCAGAAUUACAAGUCCU
Molecule: messenger RNA, 3410 nt
Organism: Peromyscus maniculatus bairdii (prairie deer mouse)
Lineage: Eukaryota; Metazoa; Chordata; Mammalia; Rodentia; Cricetidae
Source: RefSeq, a predicted model, not a curated record